Molecule: messenger RNA, 1585 nt
Organism: Ruditapes philippinarum (Manila clam)
Lineage: Eukaryota; Metazoa; Mollusca; Bivalvia; Venerida; Veneridae
Product: apolipoprotein(a)-like
Exons: 9
Coding region: 89-1585 (498 amino acids)
Molecular function (GO): protein binding
Source: RefSeq, a predicted model, not a curated record
UGGAUAAGUCAGUCAGUUUGCAUAAUACUUUUAAAACUAGAAAGGUCCAUUAACCCAACAUGAAGAAAUUGUUAUUUAUUUUACAGUGAUGUACCAGUUAUACAGAAAUGACAAAUAUGGAUAUGAUGGUUUGAGUUGGCAAAAUGCAACACUCCUAGCGUAUAAAGGAUGUUCGAAGAUGUUCGGAAAAUGUUACAGUAUAUUUUAUCGUUUGGGCUCUCCGUGGAAAGCAGCUGGGGAAGAAUGUUGGAUCAGAAAGCACAGGCUUGUGUCUGUUCAUUAUUCGGAGGAGCAACAACUUCUGAAAUAUAUGUUGAGGAAUUUCAGAUAUACAGAUCUAAGUCCAUAUAAUAUAGAAAAUGCAUUCCCAAAGAAGACAGGACAAAGUGACUCGUUUUUCUAUGCUCACAUAGGUUUAACGCGUGUAAGAGAACGUGUUGGCGGAAAUUUUCACGUAUGGGAAGAUGGGUCACCUGUUACAUUUACCGCAUGGAACACAGGAGAGCCGUCGAUCAUUGGAGACUGUACAAGAAUGAGUUUUCAUCAAGCACACCGGAACAACACAUGGGAAACUGCAAGUUGCGAGGAUGACUUGGCAAAUUAUUUUAUAUGCGAAGAGCCUAUCUCUGAAAAACUACUUACUUUGUCGGAUUCCUUUAAGCCUCAUUUGUACAAUGGAACUCUGAAUUAUACGGAAAAUGGUAUACCGUGUCAGCGCUGGGACAGUAGUUAUCCACAUACACACGGAUAUAUAUUGUAUGAGUAUAUUUUCCCCAGUGGAGACAUGAUGCUUGAGGAAAAUUAUUGCCGUGACCCUGAGGUUAACGGCUAUAUAUGGUGUUACACUAUGGAUCCUUCAGAGCGCUGGCAGAAAUGUACACAACCACCUAAAGUGCUAGAAACAAUUUUUCCUCAUCGCUAUUCCGGCUGGCUCAGCAAGACCUCUUCUGGUAGAACUUGCCAACGUUGGGAUAGUCAGUAUCCGCACCCACAUAAAGCCGGAGAUUCAAAUUCGUCUUUUCCGGAGGAUACCGUAAAAGAUGCCGAGAAUUACUGUAGGGAUCCAACGAUGGAAGGCACACUUUUCUGCUACACGACCGAUCCAAAUAGAGAAUGGGAGCCGUGUAACUAUAAAGACACGGAGUCAGAUCGUUGUUUUAUUACAUUGACGCCGUAUACAGGACAAUGGAACCAGACACGUUCUGGUAAACACUGUAAAAACUGGCAUACAGUUAACCUAAACAAACAAUUAAAGAACAAUUUUAAGUUUCCGGAUGGGUCAGUAAAACAAGCUGUUAACUACUGCAGGGAUCCGUAUAAGGAGGGUUUUCUCUGGUGUUUUACAUCAGAAAUAGCUGCCCAAUCCGAGCCAUGCUUUAUUGAUUAUAAAUACACAGCUGCUGGUUCUUCAAGUAUAAACACAACCGUGGAAGGUUCAUUUGAAUGUGCCAAUGGUGAUACAAUUUCAGUGCAAUAUUUGUGUGAUGGUAUACAAGACUGUGUUGAUUUUUCUGAUGAAACAAGUUGUUUAGGAUCAGGUAAAGGUAGACACUACUUUCAAAUUAAAGUUUUUAAAGCAUGCUAG